AUGAGCCUGCCACCACAAUGUUUGCCUGCAAUGAUGGGAUAUGCUUAUAACUUACCAGACCUAGGUUUCGAUCUACUCAGAAAUCGAGUACUCUUUGCAAACAAGACACAGCCCGAAGAUAUGCGGAGUUGGUUUUAUACCAUAUUUUCCUAUUGGACGAGGUCGCUGCAUUUAUUAACUCGCAAUUAUCGGGUGCCUCUCCUCAUCGGACUCCAGACGAACUAUCCUAUCCAUCAAGAUGACUGGCCAAGAUCUUUCUUAAUGCGGAGAUUAUCUCGUACUUAUACACCCUUAUCGGGUAGACAACGUCAAAUAUUUAGACAACGAGCGUGGGCUUUUCUCGAUGAUACUCGAGUUUUCAAGAUGGGUCUUAACCACUUCCCUACAAUCGAGGAGCUUGACAAUCAAAGAAGCACUGCGUUUGGAACGGAAGCCAUUCGUGAAGAGAAGGAGAGACAGCGACUACGCCUUUUGCAACUUUGCCAAUACCGAAGAGAGGCGGGUAUCGAGGAUACCAAAAGCGAAGAACGGGAGUAUGUGUUCAGCGCAGAGGAUUCCAUUCCUCGCUUCUUUGAUCCACCAGGCACUAGGGGUGUGACAACAUUUUGGGAAUACCUCUGA
Fusarium fujikuroi IMI 58289 is the source of this 621-nucleotide messenger RNA. RefSeq lists its product as uncharacterized. The transcript has a single exon. The record is from RefSeq and is a predicted model, not a curated record. The coding region runs from base 1 to 621 and encodes 206 amino acids. NCBI's taxonomy places the organism in Eukaryota, Fungi, Ascomycota, Sordariomycetes, Hypocreales, Nectriaceae.